Molecule: messenger RNA, 965 nt
Organism: Ctenocephalides felis (cat flea)
Lineage: Eukaryota; Metazoa; Arthropoda; Insecta; Siphonaptera; Pulicidae
Product: osmotic avoidance abnormal protein 3-like
Exons: 4
Biological process (GO): microtubule-based movement; mitotic spindle organization
Molecular function (GO): microtubule binding; ATP binding; microtubule motor activity
Source: RefSeq, a predicted model, not a curated record
AUUCUCUUGGGGGCAAUGCGGUUACAUUAAUGAUAGCUUGUGUAAGCCCAGCGGAUUACAACAUAGAAGAAAUAAUGAGCACGUUACGAUAUGCAAAUAGAGCAAACAAAAUAAAAAAUAAACCAAUUGUAAAUAAAGAGCACAAAAAUGAACUUGUACUGAAAUCGAGACAAGAGGAUAAUAAUUUAUUGAAAGCAUUAGAUUCAUUAGAUGAUGAAACUAAGGGAGAGUUAAGCACAAGUGAAAACUCAUAUAAUAUUGGUUUACAUACAAUUAAAGAAAGCAUAGAGGAAGUGCAGAAAACACUAAAAAAAGUAUAUACUCAUAUUUUGGACCAUGAUAUUGAAAAAAGACCUGUAUCAGAAGUGUCCUGUGAAAGCAGUGGUUUUCAAGAAGAUGUUCACUUAGAAUCAUCUGAAAGCAUUACUGACCUUGAUGUAAAGGAACAACAAGAUAACCAUUUAUCUCAGCAGGCAGCUUUAACAACAGGGCUCCAACAAUUAAAUAAGGAAUUGGCUUGGAAGCGAACAUUAGUGGCACAAGUUGCACAAAAAGUGAAUAUGCCAAUACCUGAACCUAAAUAUGCUCCAAAAGACUUAUUUGAUAUGAUUGCUGACCCAAGGCGUUCAGUUGAUGUCCAUAAUGAGCGCGGUACUGAACUGGAGAAUCAGCUAACAGAAGCAGUGGCGAAAGUUGCUCAAUAUCAACAGGAAAUGGAUAAGCUACGCGAGCAACAUAGACAUGAAUUGGCUGAAUUAAUGACAUAUGGAAACAGAAAUGAUAUUAAGAAUUGUAGAACACGUGAAAAAAAGGCUCAGAAAAUGAAAAAAGAUCCAGAUCAUCUUAAGCUGGAUUUCGAGCCAAUGAGUUCAUCAGAAAGUGAUGAUGAGGUUUAUGCAGAUUCCGCUAAAAAAGAUCCUGAUUUUAGACUAACGCCUAUGUAUAAGCAAGUCCGGUUAGUGAAG